Molecule: messenger RNA, 807 nt
Organism: Aspergillus niger
Lineage: Eukaryota; Fungi; Ascomycota; Eurotiomycetes; Eurotiales; Aspergillaceae
Exons: 3
Coding region: 1-807 (268 amino acids)
Source: RefSeq, a predicted model, not a curated record
AUGUGUGGCUUCGGCGAUAAGGUGCUGACCGGCCAUUCUAGUGAGAUCGACACGUCUUUCUAUGUGCUCAUGGUCGACCUGUGGAACGCGGAAGGGACCAGCGAGGUAAACCUCGUCAAGCACUCCGCCACUUCUCCCUCGAUAUCGACGGCCAUGUCCUCCUCAUACCCCCCUCCGCCGCAUAGUGUCUCGCCUUCCUACCCGCCCUACGCGCAAAAUGCCUACGGCCAGCCUGUUGGAUACCCUCAGAUGAACAACUACUACGGUGGCAACCCCCAACUACAGUAUCAAAACCCGUAUGGAGCGAAUCCACAAGCACCCUAUUAUCAGCCUUACUAUGCCGGCGGUCACAUGCCGCCCACCAACAUUUCCCCGGCGCAGCCUGUGGCCUCUGGCCCUGGCGGCAUGUUCACGCGGAACCUCAUCGGCAGCCUCAGCGCCAGCGCGUUUCGCUUGACCGACCCGGAAAACAAGAUCGGAGUGUGGUUUAUCCUGCAGGACCUGAGUGUCCGCACAGAGGGCUCUUUCCGUCUCAAAAUGAGCUUUGUGAAUGUAGGCAGCCAGUCCGGCGAUUCCCCCAACGGGGUCUCCGUGAUCAACCACGGCUCUGCGCCAGUACUGGCCUCGGUGUUCUCCGAGCCAUUCCACGUAUUUUCGGCCAAGAAGUUCCCCGGUGUCAUUGAGAGCACACCACUGAGCAAAUGCUUUGCCCUCCAGGGGAUCAAGAUUCCCAUCCGCAAGGACGGAGUAAAGGGAUCUCGCGGGCGUCACAGCGACGGAGACGAUGCCGGGGACGAUUACGACUAA